AAGGCUGCAUCUGAUUUAAAAGACCAAUGUGAGCAAAACAAUAUCUCUGUGAUGUCUUAUGGGAGCUAUGCAGAUACAAACGAUGCAGAGAACCAGCUUGAGCACAUCAAGGUGAUCACGAACGAUGAUUUCAGCUGCGUUAUCCAAUAGUUUCAGUUUUGGAAUUAAGGAGAGCAAGACACAUACGUUUCCUUAAGUAUCAAUCUUUCCACCCUCAAAUGGCUGUUUAACUAGUCGUCAUAAGGAUAGCUUUGGUAGAGCAAGAUAAACAAAUUUGCUAAGGCGAAUGCACUACAAGAAAUGUGACAUUAUGAAGGAUGGUUUAACGGAAAAAUAAGACGACAGUAACAGUCCCAACAUGGGUGAAGAAAGGGGAAGCCGAAAGUCUUGAGCGCUUCGAAAGUAGAGAAUAGGAAUCUUAAAAGGGAGGAUAAAUCACAUACAGCAAUGGAUUUUAAGCAGCGACGUUUUUAAGGGAUGCACAAAAAACGGAAGCGAGCCAUUUUCUCCUUUACAUGCCUUGACGCUGCCAAGUUUGUACUGCGGAGUGUCUUUACUCUUAAAAAGACGAUUUGCCAAAAACUUGUUCAAAAUCACGGCUCUAGAGUGCAAAAAGUCCACUCCCGGUUGAUGUGCGUCGCUCAUAAACAUCGCUGGUUAGACUCCCUAUUGAACCGCUUUCAACUAUCACGGAUUAUGAAAUACAAACACGGAUUGGCAAACACUAGUUCAUUUUAACAUGUGUGAAUGUAAGUGCGGCAAAGCGCAAAGGUUUUUAUCAAGACUGAGGAUGAGCUCUCUCUUGAUUUCACUUAAACUAAGUGUCCGGUGUUGCAUAUAAAUGUAUUUGUUUUGCUUUGAAAGUUUCCGAUUUCAGCAACGUGAAAGAAGCCUAUUAGAGGGACAUGAUUUUAACUAAUAUUUGUUUCCUAACUUGUUUAUAACGUAUGUUUUCCUUUUUACAGGAUAUUGAUGCGAGGAUUAUAUUCGCCUUUUUACAGAAGACAACGAGUGUGAUGUGUUUGGUAAUAAGCAAAGGGCACAAAAGCGCAUAACUCUAAAACUCACGAUAAUAGAGAGGUUUAGCACCACGUACUUUCACACACCAAAUGGCAAAUCGCAAACGCUACUUACUACGUACUAUUUGCUUCCCAAAUGAAAUGGAAACUGGGCGUAAUGCCAUCCAUCCAGCGAAAGCGGAUAUUAACCACAGUCUAUAAUCUAAGUCAAUUCCAUCAAUGUUUCGUGAGCGACAUGAAAUAGAACAAAGUGAAGUUGAAGCAUACAAUCCUUAAUGUAUUUCACAACCAACAAAAAGAAAAACAAAUCAUUUAUAUAUAGAUUUUCCCCCACGCCCCACGUUUUUAAUGGACGUGAAAAUCUUAAACGGCAGGCGGGAGUGAAAAACAUUGAGAGGUCACAACAGUCUCAGUUAUCAGUUCCAACAUGUAACAGUGCUGUUUUUCCGUGGUCUCUCUUUUAAAAGGUUUACAAGCACAAGUUGUAUGGUAAUAAGUACGGCUGGGUAGUCCACACUCCCGACGCGCCUGGAUGGUGGACAAGAACAUACUCUUUUCUUGACUGCACAGCUAGCCAGGUUAACGACGCAGCCGCA
Molecule: messenger RNA, 1615 nt
Organism: Porites evermanni
Lineage: Eukaryota; Metazoa; Cnidaria; Anthozoa; Scleractinia; Poritidae
Source: the annotation of a GenBank genome assembly